Molecule: messenger RNA, 1203 nt
Organism: Fusarium poae
Lineage: Eukaryota; Fungi; Ascomycota; Sordariomycetes; Hypocreales; Nectriaceae
Exons: 2
Coding region: 1-1203 (400 amino acids)
Biological process (GO): regulation of cyclin-dependent protein serine/threonine kinase activity; mitotic cell cycle phase transition
Cellular component (GO): nucleus; cyclin-dependent protein kinase holoenzyme complex; cytoplasm
Molecular function (GO): cyclin-dependent protein serine/threonine kinase regulator activity
Source: RefSeq, a predicted model, not a curated record
AUGGCUUACUCUCAACAUGACGACACCUUCUUCGUCGAGUCCGAUGAACCUCAUCACAGAAUCACUGCCCAAGAGGCGGCGAGGAUGAUGGCACGUCAAAGACAAGAUAUCAUUGGCGUCGAACUCUCACGGUUAGCAGGUGACGAAUAUCUCGAGGAUAUCAUGCAACACAUGCGACAAAUGGAGGAUGAGACACUACCUGAUGCCUCCCUCAUCGAUAUGCAACGCGAGAUCCAAUGGUUUAUGCGACCUUACUUGAUCGACUUCCUCAUUGAGGCUCACGCCGCCUUUGGCCUGCUACCUGAAACCCUCUUCCUGACUGUCAACCUCCUGGACCGAUACUGCUCGAAGCGAGUUGUGUACAAACAACACUACCAAUUGGUCGGAUGUGCCGCUCUACUCAUCGCCGCCAAGUAUGGAGAUAAGAAGGAUCGCGUUCCUCAAAUUCACGAGCUCAACAACAUGUGCUGCGGCCUCUACGAUGCAGGCAUGUUCACUCAGAUGGAGAUGCACGUCCUCAACACGCUUGACUGGAUCAUUGGCCACCCUACCGUCGACUUCUUCUCUCAACUAAUGGUGGCGGGGGAGGGUGAUGAUCAGGAAGUUGCGCACAUGGCUGCCUACCUCUGCGAAAUUGCUUUGUACCACCGCGACUUUGUCUCCACCAAGCCUUCGGUCCUGGCUCGAUCUUCGCUUGCCCUUGCUCGGGCUAUUCUUGGUCGCACUGAAGUCAACGAUGGUGGUUGGGACCAAACAGAGAACGUUACCUUGAUUACUCUAUCGCAUCACCUUCACCAGCCAUCACCCACACUCGCCCGCAAGUACUCAACGACCGGUUUUUCUCGCGUAUCCCAGAAGCUUGCUGAGUUCAUGGCUGAACAAGCUGCCAUUGCCCGUCGAGCUGCCAGCGCCAACCCUGCCACCCCUCUCACCGAGCCUAUCAACAAGCACACCAGCAACAUCUAUAGCACACCUUCCAAAGGGCACAGCGCGAUGGGGUUCGAUGGAUACCUAACUCCUCCGAUCACACCGGACGGUAACACUUUGAUGGGUAACAACCUGGCUAAAGAAUCAUAUGUCUUGCCUCCCCGAUGUCCAGUCACCCCUACGCCCCCUCACCAUGCGGCAGUAUAUGGUCAACAACAACAGCAACAACAAAACCAAUACGUCGGAUACGUUAACCAGCAUGGCAUGAACCAAUAA